Molecule: messenger RNA, 2351 nt
Organism: Homarus americanus (American lobster)
Lineage: Eukaryota; Metazoa; Arthropoda; Malacostraca; Decapoda; Nephropidae
Exons: 7
Coding region: 319-1872 (517 amino acids)
Source: RefSeq, a predicted model, not a curated record
GACCCCUAUCAUAUUGUGUCGAUGGAUACACUUUCAAGUGUCUGUAGUUUUGUUAAACAAUAGGAAAAAUAUAAAUGAUUAUUAGUUGUCGGAUUGUAAAUUAUAAAAUAACUUUUUACAUAAAAUCAUGUACUUUAUUAAUAAAAUGAAAUACGAUUGAUGAUAAUGUAACCUUGGUUUAAAGAGAGCAGACAUUGUGUUGGUGAAGCUGAGUCCCUGGAGUAUGAAGACUCUUAAUGUAGUGUUCAACUGGCGGUGUGACCACUAGAGUGAAACAAGUUUUACAGUCAUACCAUUGAGCUUUGCAUUUCAAGUAAGAUGCCACCUCGCCGUCAACCAAGGCAGCUGUUGUGGUCUUGCAUCAGCUCAACCAGUGAGAUGGUUAUAGCACAAACUCUCUCCUCUCCAGAACCUGUUCAGGAGAUGAGCACACGGAAGUUACUGCUCAAAUAUGUGCCACCGAUGCUGAUACAAGAUGUCCUUCACAGUGUCUUGUGGCGGCUAACCUUACAUCAUUCAGUACAUGCCUCACCUGCUGUCUUGUCAUGUCUUUUACGUAUUCUGCUUCAUCCUCAAAUGACAGAUCUCCAGCUAUCAGAUCUAGGUUAUGUUGGAUCUGUAGAAUUAGAAACUCUUGACAAGGUGGAGACAACACUGAUGCAACUGUUGCCUGCUAUGACAAAAUUGACAACGUUAAACCUGUCAACACAUAGAAACAAGAUCACGCUCCCAUCGUGCUCCACAGGCAUUCUGCAGGUCUUAGGGCGCUCAUGCCCUAACCUCAAGCUUCUCAAUCUGAACAAUAACAACCGUGUUAGUGGCGAAGGACUAUUACAUUUGUAUCCAACUGACCAUCAACCAGGUUGCAUCGAACUAGAGAAACUCUUUAUACAAGAUUGUAGUGUUGAACCAGAAGAUGUGGCAAUGCUUAUUCAUUUCUUUCCAAACUUACAACUUGUAGGUUACAAAGAACUUGGUACAUCUUUGCAGAUAUUGAAGUCCCAACCCAAAAAGUUUGGCCGAAAGAGACGACGGUGUCAGUACAAUCUGAAGCUUACUCAUGUUGAUAAUUCUAUGUCAAGAGUACAAAAAUGUGAUGGUGAAAUAGUGGACUUUAUAUGUGAAACAUGUCCUGAUAUAGAGAAUUUAAAAAUUCGUGUGUGUGAUGAAGAUGUGGGAGAACUUGGCAAGUUACAGAAACUAAAGCACCUGGAGCUCAGAUUUUACACUGGGGUGCAUCAGCCCAUCAGCAGCUGCACAGAAAAUCAUCUGAGGACCAAUGGGUGUCACUUAUCAUCCCUCACAAUAUACUGCAAUCGGUUGCAUUCUCACCAUGUACAGAUAAUAGCUGAAAAUUGCACCAGUUUGACUAAACUAUUUUUACAUGCAAAUGUGGCAGUUGUGGACAGAGUUCUCGAAUCAGGUUCUAGCAGACUUAGCAAGUUAGAGGUGUUAAGUUUACGACUGGGACAUGACGAACUGAUCAUGAGUCCCGCAGCAUGUGAGCUGGCACUGUUCCUACUGAGUGAAGCUCGCCUCAUUCAAGAGUUGUUCUUAUUAGUGCGCUCCCCUGGUGUUCAUCAUGACUUUAUGAACACCCUCCUAGUAGUUAAUCCUCUCUCCCAUUUAAAGAUUUUGAUAGCAGAUGUUCCUCGAAGAACUCUAGCAGCCCCAAUGCUGGACUUAACAAUAGAGACUGCAUACCUGCUCAUUAACAGCUGCCCAUAUUUACAACUUUUGGGAAAUCUUAUUUCCUGGAAUGUAACUCCUGAAGAGGUAGCUGAAUUACAGUCUGUGACAAGAACAUGCAACCACAAUCUUACAGUCAUCUACACCCAGUCAAAUAAAAUGAAAGGCAACUUAGCAGCUUAAACCUGUUCAUCAGAAUUGUUUACACAAAGCAUACAAGAUGUGGGUAGACAGUACUCCUUGUUGUAUAACGCAGUAUUAAAUCAUUGUACUGUACAGUCUGCGCGGAAUGUCAGAUCGUGUGCUGAAAAAAUAUUGAUGUUUACGAUUAUGUUAUAUAAAUAAAGUCAAGUAACAUUUACCACUUCAAUUAAUACUUUGUAGUGUUUCCUCUGCGCUUCAGACAGUCUUUUAGCCUUCGAGGAACACUGUCAGCAAGGUUUUGUAAGAGGUCAGGUGGCAAGUUAGCCCAGGUAUCCUUGAUGGCUGCCUCUAGCUUCGGGAUUGAUGAUGUGUCAGCGUCGCGCAGAUGACGCUUAACAAUGGACCACAAAUUUUCUAUUGGGUUAAGAUCUGGGCUACUGCCAGGCCAGUCAUUAAAGAAAGGUACCUCACAGUCUUGAGCCACUGUAUGACACUUUUAGCAGUGUGGCAUGGGGCAC